AUUCGUUUCCGUUUAAGGGACUUAUUUCUGUUUUGGGAGUACAUGUAAUUUAUUUAUUAUAAAGAGCCGACUGGUUUUCAUUUGAUUUAACCGAAAACGCAGGAGCGAUGGGUAAAGAAGAAGAAGAAACUGUUAAGGAUGUCUUUUACCGUCUAGAUUUUCGCACGUUUGGCAUUGUGACAGUGAGUCUUCCAGCCGGCUCCCUGCUGUUUUCAUUCCUCUGGGGUCUCAUCUUCAUACCCGAUGAGGUCAAUGAAACUGUCUGUAAUUGUACCAACUUCAUUCCCUCCAUCAGUGCAGUGACAGGUGUUUCUCCGGGGAAAUAUGUUUGGAGGAUCUGUAUUGCCUUACAUUCUGCUCCAAGAUUUAUAAUAGCUGUUCUCCACUAUAACUACUACCUAUCACUUAUACACAAUGUGAAGCCAAGUUAUAGGCCUUUUUACAAGAAGUUUGUCAGCCUGAAUUUUUGGUUGAAUACAGUGGAGAAUGCGUGUCUAGUGCUUGUCAGCUAUAUAUCAAAUAGGGAAAAUUACCCUGUCCAUGAGAAGAUAUUUGUGGUAUUUAUGGUCAUGUCACUGUGUUAUAUGUUGACCAAUACUAUACUGUUUAAUAUGUCAAGACCAGAGAAGUGGACAGAGCUAGACUUGAAAUCAUAUGCUUUCAAAAAAUAUUUGUGGAUAGCCAUCAUGAUAUCCACUGGAGUGCUGCUGUAUUUCUUUGCUCAACAUAGGCUGUUCUGUAUACCUGGAGCAUUCAGCUGGUUUUCAUUGUCCGAGUUUUUCAUCGCCUAUAUCAACAUGGCCUAUCAUGUGACUGCAAUAUGGGAGUUUAAAGACUCCCACUGGGUGAAUGGAGUCUUCAGUCCUCCCCAUGUUACCAAUAACCACAUCAAGUCUCACUGAUCAGUUGCCUUAGUUGUGCCUAGCAUACAUGUCCAAAUUGCCAGUAUCAGAGGAGUAGCGAAACAGGGUGAAAAUAAGGGUUCAUAAGCCAUUGAUACUAGGAACAUAAAAAUCGACUAGCACAUGUAACAUUGCACAUCCCAUUGGCACUCUAGUCAUGAUGAUGUUUUCUAUACAAGUAAAUUGAAAUCUGGUCUGUGAAAACAUUGGUACCAAAAGAAGUCUAAUGUCAUCUGUAGUUGCCUUGUUAAAACCUUAAUGAGAGGGAAAGUCUCACCUGUGUAUUAGUUUCUAUGUUUUUACUAGCAACAUGUAUCAAUAAGUGUAAAUAACACUUGGUGUAUUUUGGGUAUUGGAUGGUCAAGUAUUUUUGGAUAUUUUGUAUGCUCAUUAGGGGUUUUAUAGAGCUCAAUUAUAAUAAAAUUUUACAGAAUUUAUGAAUGUAAUUUUUUUGGCAAAUUUUCUCAAUUUUUCAUGUGGAAUUUAAGAUUUGUCUUUCAGUGGCGUUUUCCUCAAUAGAUAGUUGUUUCAUAUCAUUUUAUUAUAGAAGUCCCAGGGCUUUUGUUUUAAUUUAAAGAAGAUAAAGUUCAAAAUUGUUUGAAAUAUGCCCAAAAUGCACAAGAUAUUUUAGAAAUGUCAGAUUGUUAGACUGAGAAAAUUGCCAUGGAAAUCUGUCCAGAAAAAAAUAUUAGAUUUCUUUUUUUCUUGUAAGUGCAGCACAAGGCAUAAUUAGGUAAUGGACGCACAGCAUUGAUGUCAUGUGCAAGAGGACAAUCUUUAGAGCCAGUAUUAAGAUCUGCACAGGGGGUGCAGUUAAUAUGGAGUUUGCUCUGAAACAAUGCUACAUUUAGGAUGCCAAGCAAAGUAUCAUAUUUAUUUAUGAAUCUAGCUGUACAGUGCAAUAAUGAUUAUUAGUAGGUGUUAAGGGGAAAUUAAAGUUUAUCAUUAUAAUAAAGGGAUGUUAUUAAACUCAGAAAUUAAUAUUUAUUAUUGUAAACCACCUUCCUGCUCACAUUUUUAGACCCUGUCUCGUAAGAUACCCCCUUUUUGUGUUUUAGAAGUAAACUGCAGACUUUCUUGCCUUAAGAUGAUGAUAUUUAAUACACAGUAAUUUUAAUAAAAGGUUAGACUGCAAGGAUAAUUGUAUAUCAGACCAUUUGUGUAUUUUAAAGACCUGUGGACAAUUUAUUUUAUAUGGUGUAGAUGUAACUGUUGCUGUGUUUUUACAGUGUUCUCCAAUGUGUAGUAUGUUUUGUAAGUGAUGUAAGGCUCAUAGCAGAAUGGUCACUUUGGCUAUAUAGUUUCCACUUAUUUAAAUGGUAUGUAGAAUGUAAACAUUUUUUUAUGUGGAAUUCAAAAAAAAGGAAAGCACUGCUGCAACAAUCAUUUCGCUUUAUCCAAUGUCAUGUGGGUUGAAAACUUGCAAAUGCAAUAUAUCUGCACUCCACAGGGAUCAAACUAAUUUGUGAUGGUGAUAAUAAUAAUAGGUCAGUCAUAAUAAAGCUGUAAAGCGAAUGGUUGUAGGUAAUAAUCCAUCAAUUUUAAGUCAUAGUUUCCCCUGAAUAUCAGAAUAGUCUGACAGGUGCAUUUUUUAUAUAUGUAAUAAUCACAUGUAGUCUUCAUGACAAGAAUAUUGAAUAAUAUCUUCUAGAAAAGAGUAGAGAAUAACUAUUCUGUAACCCAGGCGAUUUGUUCUCAGGCUGUUUUUGUUAUGGUUUAGUCAGAUUCUAUUAAUUUAUUGAAACUUUGAUUUUAAGUUGCCAUUUUUAUCCCACAUGUUGCAUCACUAUUUGGAGCUUUCAUUAAUCUGGUCCUUGGCAUCUACUAGGGAUAUAAUACUGUAUAUUAACCAUGUUAACGAAUGGUAAACAAAUCUUAACACAUUCUUAGAUAUUUGAUAAAAUAACUGUUUUAAGCCUUGGAUUGUGUGGACCCCAUUUUGAGUAUGACAUAAGCUAUUAAGUCAAGUUAACUAAUUACCUCAGUGCACUAUUUUUUCAAUGUAUAUCAGUAUCAGGAAUAUCCCUUGUAUUGAUUAUACUGUGACAUCGAAAAAUGUAUGGGUAAAAUGUAUGUUGCCAAGCUCUAAUGUUAGAAGCGGCAGUGAAAAUGUACACCCCAAAGCCAGGUUGACACUUGGCACAUGAUCUUAUCCCAGUUUGCAACAAUAAAAUGUUUAAUUCCACAAAAGA
This is a messenger RNA of Lingula anatina, 3094 nucleotides long. RefSeq names its product post-GPI attachment to proteins factor 2-like. Gene Ontology annotation, cellular component: Golgi membrane; endoplasmic reticulum membrane. Gene Ontology annotation, biological process: GPI anchor biosynthetic process. NCBI's taxonomy places the organism in Eukaryota, Metazoa, Brachiopoda, Lingulata, Lingulida, Lingulidae. The record is from RefSeq and is a predicted model, not a curated record.